AUGCCAACCUCUUUAGGACAAGCCAUUCCAAAUCUCCUCCUCCGAGAGCACAGCACCAUCUCCGCCCCCGUCCCAAAUCCAUACAAUCUGAACUCCGCGUGGGCGGAAGCCGAAAUCUGGAUUUUCGGGCAGCUCCGUUCAGGAAUGCAUCCCGGCGCCAUCAACAACCUUAUUGCCAGAUUGUCCAACCUCUUAAAUCAAGGCGAUCCCUAUGCACACGAUUUCUUAGAAGCCUGCAGGAGAAUCCUCAAGAACCUUGCUAGGAAUGGGCUCUUUCAGGAGUUACCGGGUCUUGAAGAGUAUGAGAAGCUCGUGGAGGGAGGGAACUGGCCGUUGAAAAGAGUAACGUUCACGAUUAUGAUGUGUAAUCGUUAUGCGGAUAAUGAGAUGUUGAGAAGUUGUAGCCUGGAUUCGUACACGGCGCAGAUCUUAGACAGGCCUCCUCCUAUUGAUCCAGAAUCGAGAAGAAUUCUCCAGCUCGAGGAAGAGAACGUCAUCAAAGAGGUGGAGAAUCAUCGCAGGAUCACCGAACAGCGCCUGAGACGCUACACCGACAUCCCAAAACCCUAUUCCAUAGGUUUGUACGGCGACAAAGAUGUUUUCGAUGGCCCCCUCCGACAAGUCAAUCUUUUCUCCAGCGGCCCGACAGGCUUGAAUCGUGGUAAUAUGGCAUCUUACCUUGAUAAAGGUGAGGUAGGAAGAGAUCUGGCUUGGAAGAAAUCGCUGCGAGACAGGAGUCCUUCACCUUCUCGACUAGUUCACCGAGCUAUCGAUGAGAACAGAGUGUUGAGAGGUGGCGGUUCUGUGGAGGAGCUCCCAGAUCAUGCGGAGUUGCUUGCUAUUAUGGAUGAUGAUAUGUUGAUUUGA
This is a messenger RNA of Cadophora gregata, 867 nucleotides long. RefSeq lists its product as uncharacterized. Bases 1 to 867 code for a protein of 288 amino acids. The record is from RefSeq and is a predicted model, not a curated record. NCBI's taxonomy places the organism in Eukaryota, Fungi, Ascomycota, Leotiomycetes, Helotiales, Ploettnerulaceae. The transcript has 4 exons.